AUGGUUGAUGAGAAGGACGGAUCAACUUUCGCUGAAUUUACCAUUUUUUGGAGGUUGCCCAUCUUCAAAGCAGUUUUGCACAUUGUUGGUCUUUACAACGACAGACUUGAUGUAUACGGGCUCUUCAACGGUAUGUCAACUGAACCUACCGCUUAUAAUAAUAUUCAAAUCGAUACCAUUUUUAUCAUUCUCAAGUUGUUUGGUAUCAUCUCGAAGUCAGGAUUACAGAAUGCAACACGUGUGGGCGAGUUGGCGCUAGCCUGUUUAAUCGGUACUGUUAAGUAA
Molecule: messenger RNA, 285 nt
Organism: Opisthorchis viverrini
Lineage: Eukaryota; Metazoa; Platyhelminthes; Trematoda; Opisthorchiida; Opisthorchiidae
Exons: 2
Coding region: 1-285 (94 amino acids)
Source: RefSeq, a predicted model, not a curated record